Papaver somniferum (opium poppy) is the source of this 1128-nucleotide messenger RNA. RefSeq lists its product as uncharacterized. Lineage: Eukaryota; Viridiplantae; Streptophyta; Magnoliopsida; Ranunculales; Papaveraceae. The transcript has 2 exons. Bases 33 to 1007 code for a protein of 324 amino acids. The record is from RefSeq and is a predicted model, not a curated record.
UAAGAAGUGCUGAUAUUUUGUUCAUCAAAGCAAUGGAGUUCUCAUCAUCCAUUGGGUCUUUUCUCGCCGUAACUAUAGCUUUAUCGAUAGUUUUACAUAUGCAGACAGUGGCAGCUAUUUUCUGUGAACCUGGUGAAACUAAUAUUACGACUCCCUCAAAUAUCGAUAAUUGUCGAAAGGACUUGCAAGCCGAAUGUCAACUGCAGGGCAGAGUAGUGUCGAAGUUAGAGUUGAACUCCUGGCCUCCUAAUAAUAAUAUUAAGGGAAGGAUAUGCGAAGGGUGUUGUCAAGUACCACUCCCAUGUCCACCGCAACCUCCAGUCAAAUGGACGAAAUGUGCGGCCACGGAUACGGAUAAAUCAUUUAGACGACCUGGAAGCAAGAAAGAUUGCCACAUUUGUCAAGAUAGCUGUGAAAGUAAAUGUGAUGCUAUAGGAGCUAGAGUGGGUGAUCAGAUUUGCGGGUAUCUCCUUAGUUCAGAUACCGUAUUUCUUGGAUUAGUCUGCACAUGUUGUUGUCGGGCAAGAACUUCCUUCCCUCCACCCCCACCUCCAACACUACCACCAGUACCUCCACCGUCACCCCCGCCACCUAAUAUUUGUAGACUCGAAGAUAUUUAUAUUUCGUUUCUGAUAUACGGCUCUCGUGGCUGCAGUUUUUGUCCAACUGACUGUGAAGAGAAAUGUUCUGGUAUAGGUAGUUCAAUGGUAGUGCAACAGUGCAUAGAAGGGUCUUCUUCAAGACGGUGCAAAUGUUGUUGUAAAAACGACACGCCGCCACCACCACCUCCACCUCUAGCUUUACCUCCCUCAGCCCCACCACCUCCAGCAAAUAGUAAAUGUAAAGUGGGGGAUAAACAUGCUGAGAUUCGACACCUUAAUACUAAAGAUUGCAGUCCAUGUGAAAGUGACUGUGAAAGACGAUGUUCCGCAGUGGGUACUUCAAUGACAAUGCAGAUAUGCACAGUGGAAACUUCCUCCGUGUUCUGUGAAUGUUGUUGUAAGUAAAAAUAACACAGGGGCCGGCUGCCAAUUAUUCCUUUGAAACCAAUUAGCUAGUGAUUAGUUAUUAUUACUAUAAGUACGCAAUUAGUAACGUUACAUGUUUUUUCUUCUUCAGUUAUUUCAA